AUGCCGGCCCAGACAUCGUGUCCAAUAUCCGAGGUGGAUCGGGCAUUGUCGUCCUAUAUCAAUUCUCGCCAAGACACACUGCGCAUCCGGCGGACCAUAUCAAAGUAUCUGAUAUCCAGUCUGCGGCCAGUCAAUGCACAAACCCAAUCGCAGCAUCUCAACCAUGAGUGUCCGCACAACUUGUCAGCAGCCAACACAAACCCCCCAGGCCUAAAAGACGCCCGUCUCGACUAUCUCCAGGCGCUUCGAGCUCGAGCCAAGGCACAAGCAAAGCACCGUGAGCUCCAAGCUUCAUUGGAGCAGUUGCGGGGCCGGCACGUCAACGACAACCCUACACAGCCCGAGUCCAACCAGGACGAUAACGUCACCCAAGGCUAUGUGUCUCUCCUGCGACAGCGCCGCCGCCAUGCAGAGCUCCAAGUGAUACAGGAAUCCCUCGAAAAACUCUUGGCAGCGAAGCCUUCCACAGCCUCGUCCGACCCAAGGGACCUGGUCAAGAGGGCGAUCGGCGAACAACCAGGUAUUCCAGUCGAGCGUCUUGAGCAGCUCUCCCAACCCGGCGGCACCGACGACGACCAAGCAUGCGUCUUCAAGCUGAAGCAACAAGUCCUCGAAGCAAGAGCAGGCCUGGAGCGCGCCCAAGCCGCAAAAGCAAAAGCACAGGAGACCAUGUCUAAUGGCGCCGCACCCAAUCUCAAAUCCCAAGUCUACGCCCUCGAGCAGGCACGCAACGAGCUUGUCGAUUGGAUCCAGGGCGAACUGGCAAAACUAGAUGACGAAAGCAUGUUCCCGGAAGACGCCUCGCCCAUCAAGCGGCCCGUCCACAAUACCAACGGCCCUGCUGCUACUACUGCUGCUGCUACUAUCAAUAAACCAGACCUUGCAUCAGCCACCGAACGCAUCAAAGCCGCAUACGACACGUACACUGCAGCGCGAGCCAAGCUACUAGCCGCACAUACUAGUCUCCACAACCCCGUUCCCCUCGCAUCACCAUCCGCCAUAUCAGCAAGCGACUCCGCCCCGCAACACCGCAACACUUCGCCAGACAACACAACAGCACCACCACCACCACCACCACCGCCAUCAAACCCCCUUUCCAAACUCCUGCCUUACCUCCCUCACCUCACGCACCUGGCAAACAGCGAGCGCGCACUAACCCAGCAAUCCGUGUUCCUGGCUGCGCAUCUCGCGGCCGCAGACCAAGAAGCGCGUGAAGCGCUCCUCAGGCUCUCGGCUGAAAGCCACUUGCUGCCCGCGGGGUCCCAGGAGGCGGCUGCGUGGGGCAAGGCGGCCGCUGAUGCCGAGGCUGCGACUGAGCUGCUUGUUCGCGAGAAGCUGCACGAGAGCAGAAAGGAAGUCGCGGGCGUGGCAAUGGUGGUCGAGUUGUGCUCGUUGCACAGCCGUGUGCUGGAUGCCGUGUGAAGUGCCGUGGGAAUCAAAUGUUGGAAUAUGGGCUUUUUUUUAGGUAAGCAAAGGGGGAGAGAAGGAAUGGGUGUAAUCAAUCAGUCAAUCAGUCAAUCAAUUACUAGACCACAUGUUUCUACAAGACAAUAAUUAUAAAGAAAGAAAGAAAGAAAGACUCCAAUCCUAUGU
Messenger RNA from Exserohilum turcica Et28A, 1593 nucleotides. RefSeq lists its product as uncharacterized. The record is from RefSeq and is a predicted model, not a curated record. The coding region runs from base 1 to 1422 and encodes 473 amino acids. Lineage: Eukaryota; Fungi; Ascomycota; Dothideomycetes; Pleosporales; Pleosporaceae. The transcript has a single exon.